This is a messenger RNA of Lodderomyces parapsilosis, 816 nucleotides long. RefSeq names its product MARVEL domain-containing protein. The record is from RefSeq and is a predicted model, not a curated record. The coding region runs from base 1 to 816 and encodes 271 amino acids. The transcript has a single exon. Gene Ontology annotation, cellular component: membrane. NCBI's taxonomy places the organism in Eukaryota, Fungi, Ascomycota, Pichiomycetes, Serinales, Debaryomycetaceae.
AUGGCAGAACCAAGAAGAAAUACAGGUACAUUUUUACGUACGGUUGAAUUCAUUACAACUGUUGCAAUCAUGGGUCUUAGUGGCAGUGUUUUGGCAAAAGUUGGCCACAACAUUCCGAGAGUUUCAUUCACAACCACCGUGGCUGCCAUUGACAUCCUUUACUUGGGUUACGUGGGUCUUUUUGUUCCUGUUGCAUUGAACAACACCACACCUUCAUUCAUCAUUUUGGGUGCUCAAGGAGCAGUUUGGAUACUUUAUCUUGGGUCAUGGGCUGCUAUUGCUGCUAAUUUUCCCACCGACUGUAGCACUAAUUCCUGGGAAAAUAGUUCAAGAGCUACAUGUCGUGCUUAUCAAGCAUUGCUUCCAUUUUCAUUGUUUAAUUGGCUUUUGUACGGUAUUGAGGGUGCUUUAUUCCUUGGUUAUAGCUAUAUUAAUGAGGUUACAAACUAUGGGUUGGGACAUACUUUCAGACCCAGCCCAUUUUAUUGGGGAUCAAUAUUUGCCAUUGAUCUUGGUCUUAUUCGUCAAUGUUGUGGUAUGAUAAUUUCCAGUCGUUCAAUAAGAAGAAAAGAAAAACACCGUGGUGAUCUCGAGGAUGGAGCUGCACAUAGAGACGGUGAGAUUGUUGCUGCUGAUGCUACUGGUGAGGAUAGUAACAAUUUGGCCGAAGAGGAGGCAAAAGCAGUUGCUGAGGAGCAGGCUGGACCAAGAGGAAAUACUACCAAUAACACUGUUCGUGGCUCGGCCCCAGUUCAUGAUCGUACUUCCAUUCAGAGCAAUAGAACUGCAACUGGGGAGCCAAUUGGCAGAGUUUAG